Molecule: messenger RNA, 2274 nt
Organism: Dicentrarchus labrax (European seabass)
Lineage: Eukaryota; Metazoa; Chordata; Actinopteri; Moronidae
Exons: 9
Coding region: 159-1280 (373 amino acids)
Biological process (GO): positive regulation of ERK1 and ERK2 cascade; T cell activation; interleukin-15-mediated signaling pathway
Cellular component (GO): membrane raft; external side of plasma membrane
Molecular function (GO): MHC class II protein binding; protein tyrosine kinase binding
Source: RefSeq, a predicted model, not a curated record
AAGUGAGGAGAACGAGGAGACACGGUAGCAUAAUGAAAAGCACCCAUAGUCACUAUGAGGAAGUGACACAAUUAGAGGAAGUAGAUUCAACAUUUCUCUUUAAGGAGCUCUAGUUUAGAGACUUACAAGUACAAGAAGCAGAGAGUCAGAGAGGCACAAUGGUUGAAUUCAGAUGGAUUAAAAUGUCUUUAUUUCUGAUGCUGGUGCUUCACUUUACAGCAGCAGCAACCGGACAGCUUUAUCUCUCCUUCACUGUCAGAGCUGGAGAUGGCGUCACUUUGUCUUGUGAAAAUGUGAUAAAGGAUCAGAAUAACUGUGGCAGUACAACAUGGCUCUUCAGUGGUUCAAGAAGAAUAGCAGCAGUAGAGCUGGUUACACUUGGACAGAUUGGUAAAAACACCAACUCUAAAUCAGACAGACUGAGUGUUACAGCGAACUGUUCUCUGGUUAUAAAGAAGGUCACAGUCGAGGAUGUUGGUCGUUACACCUGCAGACAGUUUAUAUCAGGACAACAACAAGGUCCAGACUCUGUGGUUGAUCUGUCUGUUAUUACCAUGACUGAACAUAAGGACUCUGAUAAGGUGACAUUAAGCUGCUCUGUGUCGACUAAUGGACGAUGUACACACACAGUGAAGUGGCUGAAUGAGGGUCAAGAUCUGGAUAAAGAUAACCAAGUAGUGAAGACAUCACAGUCUCCCUGCAAUGUCUCUGUGACCUUUAAGACUUCUCAUUACAUUUACACAUCAAACUCUAACUCAUUGAAGUGUGCAGUGACUGAUGCUUUCAAAGUGCAGCAGUUUCCCUUCAGACUUCAGCCCUCAGGUGGGAAACCAGGUGAGGACACAAAACCAACAACAACAACUGAAAACAGCAUAAAAGCAGGAACCACCUUGAUACCAUCUCUAAUCAAUGAUACUUCAACUGUACUAAAAGAUUUGUGGUGGGUGUUCCUCAUUGUGGCUGUGGUUUUAGUGGCACUUGUAAUAAUAGUUUGGAAGGUCAUCAGAUGGAAGAAAACUAAAGGGAAGAAAACAAAGAUGAAUGACAAUGUUGGACUGACCUCAAACCCUGCAGAGACUCAGUCUGCUCCAGAAACCAGUCAGGACACAGCUGAUCCUGAAGAUGGUGUUUCCUACGCCUCCAUCAGCUUCACCAAUAAGACCAACAGUAAAAUCCAGGUUCAGAGUAAAAAGGAUGACGAUGAAGGAGAUGCUGUAACCUACACGACCGUAAAAACUUCCUCAAUUGAUCCCAGCAAUCUCUACGCUACCAUCAAAUAACCAAACAAACAAACUCAUGUCAUCAGAUCUUUCCUAAUUUCUCUUAAGUUUUUUUUAUCAUCAUUUUCAAGAUUGAUUAUUGUAAAAAGAAUGUAAACAUAAUGUGACAUAAUAACUUAACAUACUGUAUAUAUGGAUGGUUGCUCAAAAAGUAAAUGAGCAAACACAUCUUGCUUGAUGAACUUGCUGUUGGGCACUUUAUUGUGCCCAGUGAUGGAUGUAUACUCAAAUUGUAUUGAUAUUUUUAUUGUCAUAUUUUUCUGUUUAGUUCCUUCUCUUAUAAUUUGUAUCAAUUUCACCAAGUAUGUAACCUAUUAGUUCAGUUGGCUUUGAACAUCCCGGUAAGCAUUCACAUCAAAUGAAAAGGAGGUGGGAUGUGACAUAAUUGAAAGUUGUAGUAAACAACAAAAUCAGUUACAACUAUGGAACUGCAGUAACUUGGACUCAUAUUGCAACAAAUAAGCUAGAAGGAAGUUAUGCAAUAACACAGGCGGCUCAAAUUUAAAAAAAAAAAAGGCUACAUGUCACUGUGAGGAAGUGUUCACAAGAUGUAAAUAAUGUGUUUCUCUUAAAGAAACAACUAGUUUAUUGAACCUUAAAAGGUUGAGAACAGCAGAGGUAAGAGACACAGACGUGCACAGUGGUUAAAUUCAGAUGGAUUAAAAUGUCUUUGUGUCAUGCUGAUGUAUAAUCAUCAUGAUCAAAUGAUAGCAGUCAGGGUUUUUGGGGAACUGUGUCCUGGGAUAAAUGGGUGUUGGCACACAAAUCUAAUGUGUAAAACUGUAUUAUAGUAUUCAUUUAUUAUGUUACCUUAUUGGUGAAAUGCUUAAAAAGUCAAAAUAAUUUUCAUCAGGGUUGUUCUGUGUGUACUGGUCAGUUUGCAGUGGCUGAAGAAAAACUCACAUCCUUUUAUUAAAGAAAAAAAAGCAGAAGAAGCAAAAACACAAUGUAAAAACACUCAGAUUCAAGUAAAAGUCUUACUUACCAGUAAAAA